Zophobas morio is the source of this 4060-nucleotide messenger RNA. RefSeq names its product disheveled-associated activator of morphogenesis 1 (gene DAAM). Lineage: Eukaryota; Metazoa; Arthropoda; Insecta; Coleoptera; Tenebrionidae. Bases 434 to 3703 code for a protein of 1089 amino acids. Gene Ontology annotation, biological process: actin cytoskeleton organization; positive regulation of actin filament polymerization. Gene Ontology annotation, molecular function: small GTPase binding; actin binding. The transcript has 9 exons. The record is from RefSeq and is a predicted model, not a curated record.
UGAAAUAAGAUUGUCUGAAAACUUCAGAUCUUGCAGCAAAAAUGAGUUGAACUAGAGGGCUAGACAGAUUAACUAAAGGGUAAUUUUUUUGAAUUAGGAGGGGUUUGUGUGAUGAUAAGGGAUAGAGACAGGGUGAAAGCUGUGGUGGAAUUAGUAUACAUGAUUGUACCGGACCCGGCCAAAAAUGUUUGCGGUAGUGCAAUGACCGGAGUUGGAAAUAGUCCGGGUUUUCUGAAAGUUGUAAUUUUUGAUAACUUAUGAUUAAGUAGUGAUCGAUAUGUGAGUUUUAUGUGGUUGUAAAAACAGUGUAUUCAUUAUCGUUAUUUCGGUGUUGUGAUCGCUGGAGUUUUUUCCGGGGUUACCAAAGUGUUCACUCAAACUGCCUGCGUGGGAAAAUAUAACUAACGCCCUGCCUCGAUUCCAUAUACCAGCCAUGCCGGCCGUGCGGUCCAAGCGCGGCUGGUGCGGCUGCCUACAAGAUGACGAACCACCCGAAAUAACCUACUGUGUGGUGGAAAAUACCGGAACCCUAACUCUUCAAGCAAUCACCCCCACGCAACCGAUGCCGUCACAAGAAGAACUAGAUGUCAAAUUUGCAGAACUAGUGGAGGAACUGGAUCUGACAGCCCCUAACAAGGCUGCCAUGUUAAGUUUACCAUCGCAGAAAAAAUGGCAAAUAUAUUGCUCACGAAAGGGAGGAGAGGAUACAGUGGACCAUACUCAUGCACCUGAACACUACAUCGAAAGACUGCGAACACUAGCAACACUGCAAUACCCUGAAAUUAACACAGACGAAGAAGUGCGAUCGCGAACCAAACAAAUGGACGGAUUGAAAACGGCCCUCAGAACAUCAACGCACAGUUUUGUUAUCAAAUUCAUCGAACUGGAUGGCUUAUCAGCGCUUUUGGACUGUUUGGAACGAAUGGAUUACUUUACAGCUCAAAGCACUAUUCACACAAGCAUAAUUGGAUGUGUAAAAGCUUUGAUGAACAAUUCGACUGGCAGAGCUCACGUUUUGGCGCACCCAACCAGCAUUAACACCAUUGCUCAAUCUCUAAGCACCGAAAAUAUUAAGACCAAGAUUGCGGCUCUUGAAAUUUUAGGAGCCGUGUGUCUGGUGUCAGGGGGUCACAAAAAAGUGCUCGAUGCGAUGCUUCACUACCAAAAAUACGCAUUUGAACGGACGAGGUUUCAAGGGAUCAUCAACGACUUGGAUCGUUCGACGGGAAUUUAUAGGGAUGAAGUCAAUUUAAAAACGGCUAUAAUGUCUUUUGUUAACGCGGUAUUGAAUUACGGUCAGGGUCAAGAAAACUUAGAAUUUAGGUUACAUCUUCGGUAUGAGUUCUUAAUGUUGGGCAUUCAGCCCAUUAUCGACAAACUGAGAGGUCACGAGAACGAAACACUGAAUAGGCAUUUGGAUUUCUUCGAAAUGGUGCGGAAUGAGGACGAGAAAGAGUUGGCAAGGAAGUUUGAAAUGGAACACGUCGAUACCAAAAGUGCUACCGCGAUGUUUGAUCUCAUUAGACGUAAACUAAGUCAUACAGCUGCGUAUCCUCACCUACUUUCCUUGUUAGAACAUUGCAUUUUGUUACCUUUGGACUACGGUUCUCACCCUCAACACUGGCUUCUUUUCGACAGGAUCGUCCAACAAAUAGUCUUGCAACAAGACAACGAAGUCAAAAACCCUGAUUUGUCACCCAUAGACAUAAACGUGAAAGAAAUUGUUCAUCUUCUUGCUAAAGAAGAAGAACUCGUAGAAGCUCGGAAAAAAGCUGAAGAACUUGAACGAGAGAAUGUAGAUAUGUCUAACAGAUUAGCAAAAAAAGAGCAAGAACUAGACCAACGCACUCAAGAAAAAGAAGAUAUCGAAUCGAGUUUAACACGUAUUAAAGAACGAUUAGAGAAAGAAACUGCUGCACAUAUCGAAACUCAACAACGUCUAAACGAACUCGAAUAUCGGGCUGCAGAUCUGGAUAGACAGGUGUCUUGUGAGAGGGGCGAACGAUUUAGACUCGAACGUUUAGUCAGUUCUGGGAGUAUUCCAGACGAUGCCAAAGUUAUAGGUCUUAAAUCUACCGUCGAUGUCGACUACAAGAACGAGUUUAAUUCUAUUCCACCACCGCCACCUCCACUUGCACCACCACCACCGCCUCCGGCUCCUGGGCCUCCUCCUCCACCCAAUGCUCCCAUGGCACCACCUCCAGAGCCUCUCAAAAUUGAAUCGGUUAAAAAGAACAUCCCACAACCGUCGAACCCUCUGAAAUCUUUCAAUUGGUCUAAGUUACCAGAAACUAAGCUUGCUGGUACCAUUUGGAGUGAACUUGACGAUUCUAAACUAUACAACACGAUGGAACUGGACUGCAUUGAUAAGUUAUUCUGUGCUUAUCAAAAGAAUGGAGUUGCGAACGACGGUUCCAUUGAAGAUCUGAGGCAAAUGGGUAAAAAUAGAACCAAAGUUUUAUCAGUGAUAGACAGCAGACGAGCUCAAAAUUGCACUAUUCUGUUAUCGAAAUUGAAGAUGUCGGAUGAAGAUAUCACGAAAGCUAUUUUGAGCAUGGAUUGCAAAGAACAGUUACCUAUUGAUAUGGUGGAGCAGUUACUUAAGUUUACGCCAAGUUCAGAAGAAGCGGCUUUGUUGGAGGAACACAGUGACGAAAUUGAUUCAUUAGCCAGAGCUGAUCGUUUUCUCUAUGAAAUAUCCAAGGUGCCUCAUUACGAACAGAGACUUCGUAGCUUGCACUACAAAAAACGGUUCCAAAUAACACUAAACGAGAUUAUCCCACGCAUUACCAGCGUUAUGGAGGCUUCUCGAGAAGUCUCCAGGUCUCGUCGUCUUAGAAGACUUUUGGAAAUAGUUUUAGCGUUAGGAAACUACAUGAAUCGUGGGGCUAGAGGUAACGCCUCUGGCUUCCGAUUAGCUUCACUAAAUAGACUUGCUGAUACCAAAUCUAGUGCUGCCAAAGGCACAACUUUACUUCAUUAUUUAGUACAAAUUAUCGAGAAGAAAUUUAAAGAUAUCCUUCGUUUAGAUGAAGAUAUCCCACAUGUUAGGGUAGCAGCCAAAGUGUCCUUAGGCGAACUCAGCAAGGAUAUGGCCCAGUUAAGAUUAGGCUUAAAAGAUGUAGCAAAAGAAAUCGAAUUCCAUCUAAGUCAAAGUCCUUUAGCCAACGAUAAGUUCGUACCUGUCAUGCGCGAAUUCCAAGCAACGGCAACUUGUAGAUUAGCGGAAGUUGAAGAUCAGUAUCAAGACAUGAAGACACGUUUUGAACGAGCCGUCCGCCUUUUCGGUGAAGAUUCAACGAAUGCCCAGCCUGACGAAUUUUUCGGCGUCUUCGACGGUUUUCUCACCGCCUUUAUGGAAGCCCGACAAGACAACGAAAACUUGCGUCGCAAGCAAGAAGAAGAGGAGAAACGAGCAAAGCAAGAGGCUGAACUUAAAAAGUUGACCUUAGAACGUAAACAUAGUAGGGAAGGCAUUUUGUCGUCGAUUAAUAAGAGCCUGAGUUUGAAAAACGGCGAAAGCGCUAAGGGAGAGUUCGAUGAUUUGAUCUCUGCUUUGCGAACCGGGGACGUGUUUGGCGAAGACAUGGCGAAGUUUAAGAGGUCGAGAAAGAGUCGAAUUACGGGAAAUUCACCACCUAGGAGGAGUUCUGUGAACAGGGAUGAUAGUAGGGAAAGAGUUGUGAGUGGAAGACGGCAGUAAUUUUUUUAUUGUUGCUCAUGCACGUUUGAGACUUUGUAUUAUGCAGCUUUUCUGAUUUUUUUUGUCAUUUCUGCUAUAUGAAUGUAUAUCACAUGGUGCCCUGGCCUAAUCGUGUUUUGUUUACUUGUGAUUCAAUAUUUUGUAACUGGACCAAUACUUACAAUGUAAGCAAUUGAUAUAUUUUUAUUAUUCUAGUGCUGCCAAAUAAGCUUCUCAAUUUUUAUGUAGUUUAUAAUUUGUAUUAUAUUAACACCAAUGUAUGAAUUUUAUACAAUAUAACAAAAUUGUAUGUUUGUAUGACGUAGUUGUAGAUUCAUGUUUAUAUAUUGAUAUAAGUUUUUAGAAAAUUGUGCUCUG